GUCUGUGCCGCUGCGUUUUCCGGGAGCUGCGCGGUCUCCCUCCCUCUCCUUUGCAGUCCUGAGCUCGCGGUCCCAGCUUUUGGUUGCUGCGUCCUUGGCAGGCGUGAGGCCAAAGCAAAAAUGAGGAGUGGGAAGGCCUCUUGUGCGCUGGAGACCGUCUGGGAGGACAAGCACAAGUAUGAGGAAGCCGAGCGGCACUUCCAUGAGCAUGAGGCCACACAAGCCGCCGCCACCUCUGUCCAUCAGCUCCUGGACGAAGUGCCAGCUGUGAACGGGCCCAGCCAGGAGGACACGGAGGACACCGAUGAGACAGAGACUCCCAACACCAGCAGCAGGAGUGAUCCUAGGAAGAGCCACGAGUGCAAGAAGCCGUUACAGAAAAAGAGGAAGCGCUCCCCGAAAAGUUGGCUUGGUCAGGCGGACCUGGCCCUUGUGGGCCUCUCUGCUGACCAUGUAUGGUUGGACAAGCCACUCUUCGACCAGGCAGAAAGCUCCUACCGCCAGAGGCUGGCAGAUGUAGCCGCCCAAGCAGCCCAGCCACCUGCUCUGACCCCUCGGGGGCCCUGUACACAUGGAAGCCAUGUGGCAUGCCACCAUGUGAUCUGGGGAAUCUGGGUCAACAAGUCUUGCUUUGAUCAAGCUGAGCGGGCUUUUGUAGAGUGUUCUCAGUCCUUGCUGCUGGCUGCAGAGGGGAGCCGUAGGCAGGGGACUCCUGACACGGGCCAGCAGGUUGUCACUCCUGACCUGGCCUCUGCCUGCCAGCCUUGUCCACCAGCCAAUGGCCAGCCUCCUCUGGGCAGCCUGCAGGCAUUGGUGCGAGAGGUGUGGCUGGAAAAGCCCCGGUAUGAUGCAGCUGAGAGGGGCUUCUAUGAGGCCCUAUUUGAUGGUCACCCCCCAGGGAAAGUGCGCCUGCAGGAACGAGCCAGUCAGGCCGAGGGUACCCGGAGGGGCCGCAGAGACCGUCGGAGCCGCAAUAAUGUAGGAAACAAGCGAGCUGGGUCAAAACGGGCAGAGGGGGAGGCUCCUUCUGCCUUGCCCUACUGGUACUUCCUACACAAGGACGCAGAGGCCCCCUGGCUCAGCAAGCCAACCUACGACAGCGCUGAGUGCCGCCACCAUGCCGCUGAGGCCCUGCGCAUAGCCUGGCGCCUAGAAGCUGCCUCCCUGGCUCACCGACCCACGCCCCGUUCUGGCCCAUCCAUGUCCAGCCUGAGACCCAACAGAAAAAUGGCUACAAACUUCCUAGUGCACGAGAAGAUCUGGCUCAAGGUGAUGCUGCCCAACUCCCCUGAGGCCCUGGGCCAGGCCACCCCUGGGACUAGCUCAGGCCCUGGAGCCUCCAGUGGACCUGGUGGAGACCACAGUGAGCUCAUUGUGAGGAUUGCCAGUCUGGAAGUGGAGAACCAGAACCUUCGAGGCGUGGUGCAAGAUUUGCAGCAGGCCAUUUCCAAGUUGGAGGCCCGGCUGAGCACUCUGGAGAAGAUGCUUCUAGUUGAGCUCCAAAACCUCUAA
Molecule: messenger RNA, 1512 nt
Organism: Mastomys coucha (southern multimammate mouse)
Lineage: Eukaryota; Metazoa; Chordata; Mammalia; Rodentia; Muridae
Gene: Eef1d
Product: eukaryotic translation elongation factor 1 delta
Exons: 8
Coding region: 121-1512 (463 amino acids)
Source: RefSeq, a predicted model, not a curated record